Fukomys damarensis (Damara mole-rat) is the source of this 2544-nucleotide messenger RNA. RefSeq names its product CD164 molecule (gene Cd164). Gene Ontology annotation, cellular component: endosome; lysosome. The transcript has 5 exons. The coding region runs from base 162 to 443 and encodes 93 amino acids. The record is from RefSeq and is a predicted model, not a curated record. NCBI's taxonomy places the organism in Eukaryota, Metazoa, Chordata, Mammalia, Rodentia, Bathyergidae.
UCUCAUAAAUUUUCUCCUCAGAAACCUGUGAAAGCCACAAAAGCUGUCUUUCCUGUUCUAACUCAAGUAUUGUUAAUACUACUUGCUAUUGGAUAGAAUGUAAAGAAGCAAGUAAGAGCUACUGUUCCGAUAAUUCAACAGUAACAGUUAAUAAUUGUAGCAUGGUGAACAUUUCCUCGUGUUCUGUGCCUACUACUGCUCCUCCAGUGCCAACCAAUGCAACAGCUAAAACCACAACUUCACCUUCCUCUUCUUCCACCACAGUUACCACAACAGGUGCAGCAAAUACCACUUCGACUCCAACCUUAGAACCUGCACGGAAGUCUACCUUUGAUGCAGCCAGUUUUAUUGGAGGAAUUGUCCUUGUCUUGGGUGUACAAGCUGUAAUUUUCUUUCUUUAUAAAUUCUGCAAAUCUAAAGAACGAAAUUACCAUACUCUGUAAAUGGACCUAUUAAAUUAAGGACUAGCAAUUCAUUUGUGUAAUUCACUGAAACCAAAAUACUCUUUAAAGAUGUCCCACGUGGAAGACGCUAUUCCAGGAUCUUUAAAUUUGCAAAGGAUGCAUAGGAUAUUUUGGAGCAUCAUCCCAGAAGAAAAAUCAGUUAAACCAUUUUGCUAAAAGGAAUAUUUAAAUAUUCUGCAUGAAUCCUUGGGGCUGUCUUUUAUUUUAAAUGGCUGCUGCUGUGGGAUUAUGUUUCUUUUCUUGACAUGCCAAAUAUAACUUUCUCUAAGUAAUGGAAAAUGUCAUCCUGUGCAGACAACCUCUUGACUCUUAGCAGAUUAAAUUUAGUCACCUUAAAGUCUGAAAGCUGCAUUAUUUUCAUCCUAACACAAGAUGUUACUCAGUGGCCAGAAAUGAAAAGUGUGCCACGCAAGCAUCAGUUGGGCGUGGCUAGCAUUUCAAAAGUGGAAUUAAUCUAUUUAGUAGUACUAAAAUGUGUCCUUAUAAAAUUUUGUGUUCAGUUAUUUUUUUCUACAUUAGAAAUAAGUUGCUACAUAGGGAAUUACAUUCCAGACUUAAUGGAAAGGAUACAAAUCAUUAAUGUUAACAGGUUCUUGUUCAUACUUGAAAAGUACCUUGUAUCUUUGAGAAUAUAAAGAGCAGUGCCUUAGACAGACUGAAAGGUAGGCUGUAACUUAAAAUGUUUAUGAUUCUUUUACGUUGAGGAAGGUAAAGGUUCUGAAGAUAUAAUGUUGAAGUAAGCAAUGGUAAACCUGCUUCUAGAUAUCAUACUGUUAAUGUUUAAUUAAAAACAAUUUUGUUUCAUAGCUGAGAAAGUUAAGCUGAAGAAUAUUAUACAAAGUUGAAGGCCUUCAUAUUUUGAACCUUCUGUCAUUUUCCUUAGGGCUAUUGAAAAGAGAUUAAACUGAUUAUUAGGUAACUUUUAUUUGUACUCAAAAAAGAUGUCCUGAUGCUAUUGUACUUUGAAAAGAUUUCUCCCAGGCUUUCCUGGAAAGUAACUUUUUUGAGGCUAUAAGGAAAUAGGUUUUAGAAUCAUUUAUUAACUCUUUAAAAGGAGAGUCAUCAGUUUUCCAAGCAAAUGUGACCAGUAUAAAUUUCACAGAACCUAUGGGUUGUAAGCCAAGUAUGGUAGGGGCAUGCUUGGCACUUGGGAGCCGAGGCAAGGAGGAUCUCCUUGUGUUUGGGGCCAGCCUGAACUACAGAGGCGAGGCCCUUUCUCAAAAAGAGAAAAAAAAAAUUUAUGGAUUUUUGAUUUUUGAUCCAGUUAGAUUUUUAAUGAUUGCCCUGGAUAGACUGCUUUUUGUCCUUUUUUGUUUUCUCCUUGAUUUCAAUUCCUAUAGGAUAAUAAGCAUGGAUACUUUUGUUGCUGUCAUUUCUCAUCAAGCACUAAUUUUCUUAGUUUUAGGAGGACUACUUCUCUCUUACCUUUGGUACAUUGGAUUAGUUCAGAGGCCUUAAUUAGUUUAAAAUAGGCUUUUGCUUUUCUAGGUCUUUUUUUUUCCCCUCCUUUCUCCCUGGCUUAUAGUAGCUGAGUUUAGCACUUGGUUUUCAGCAUUUUAUAGUAGAAAAUGAUUGCUUUGGUUCAUUUCAUAAACAAAUUCCUUAGGUGAUUAUAUUAAAGGUUCUCAAAAUGAAGAGUUAUUGUUUUCCUUGUCAUUGCUGGUACAGUUAAACAGCUAAAGUUUGUUUUACUUGCACAUUUGUACAUACACCUAAUGUUUUCAAGUGCCUUAAUUGUUUAAAUCUCUGGCUUCAAAGAUUUUUGGAAAAGGCUAGUCUUACCUCACAGUUUUGUGUUUCCAUUAAAUGUAAUAUUUUAGGUACUUCACAAAAUUUAUUAUGGUGCCAUGGCUGUUAGUAUUUGGUGAGUGCUGUAAAAUUCAUUUGAAAUACACAGAAUUCCCAUCCUCACAAGGUGGCAAAGAUGAGCAGUUGUCACCUGGAUAGGAAUUGUUUGCCACACAUUAAUGUCAACACAUGUUGGAAAUUUUGUGGAAGUAAUUGGAGCUUCUAUGAUUUUGAGCACUGCUCUGACAACAAAACCAUACGAAGUUAGAUUUUGCAAGGUGAUCUCUUGCAA